Manacus vitellinus (golden-collared manakin) is the source of this 2230-nucleotide messenger RNA. RefSeq names its product carbonic anhydrase 13. Gene Ontology annotation, molecular function: carbonate dehydratase activity; zinc ion binding. The transcript is spliced from 5 exons. Lineage: Eukaryota; Metazoa; Chordata; Aves; Passeriformes; Pipridae. Gene Ontology annotation, cellular component: cytoplasm. The coding region runs from base 278 to 883 and encodes 201 amino acids. The record is from RefSeq and is a predicted model, not a curated record.
AUUCAAGAGAGGAAACUCUCUUGAAUGUUGCAAAAUAGAAGUAUUUUCCCAUUUUCUGAGAAAUAUUCAACCCAUAGCAAGACAAACCUGGAGAUAACAACAUACCCUUUGGUUGCCCAUAACCCACUAAUCUACACAUAAAUGCAAUUUUGAUAGUCAUAUCCCAGACAAGUGAGUGUUUCUCUAGUACUUCCAAGAAGUGGGAAGCCAUCUGAGAGAGCUUUUUAGAAGGAGCAAAGGACUGUCCAAAGACUGAAGUUUGGUGUGAGGUUAGAGGAUGUGGGUAGAGGCUCCUGUUCCUGCAGUGAAGCCUUUUCCUCUGCUUGGGUUUCCAGUGCUGACUGGGGGGCCACUCAGCGGGACCUACAGGCUGCGCCAGAUUCACUUCCAUUGGGGGUCCAAUGAUGAAGCCGGCUCUGAGCACGCGGUGGAUGGGAUGAAGUAUGCGGCAGAGCUUCAUGUGGUCCAUUGGAAUGCAGAGAAGUAUUCCAGCUUUGUUGAGGCAGCUCGUCAGUCAGAUGGAUUAGCAGUCAUGGCUGUAUUUCUGAAGAUUGGUGAAUGCAACCCUCAGCUGAAGAAGAUUACUGACCGCUUGGACACCAUCAGAAUCAAGGGUAAAAAAGCACUAUUCACAAACUUUGAUCCUAGCUGUCUGCUUCCCAAGUCCCUGGACUACUGGACUUACUUUGGCUCUCUUACCGUUCCACCUCUUCUUGAGAGUGUCAUCUGGAUUGUUCUGAGAGAACCCAUAAGUGUUUGUUCUGAACAGCUGGCCAAAUUCCGCAGCCUCCUGAGCACUGCUGAGGACGAGGUUGCCUGCUGCUUGCUGAGAAACUACCGGCCUCCCCAGCCUCUAAGAGGACGAGAAGUCAGAAGGAAUUAAAGGAGUAAAGCCAGAGUAGUCUCCCUCUGAAACCAAAGGCUGAAUUAAUUUUAAUAGUUAAUAUACUUUGUGAUUUUUAAUUUUUUUUUCUUGAGUUGUUGUAACAAAUAGGUGUUGUUUUUUUACUGGUUAUCAUGCAGUCAUUUCACACAGACAAGUAUGUCCUGCCUGAGCUGUUGCAGGUUCAUUGACAUUAACAGGUCUGACUGUUUGAGUGCAUUGGUUUGGGAGCACAGAGGUCACUGCUAAUCAUAAGGGUCAGAUGUGGUAAAGGAGUUGCCCAGAAUUUCCCACCAAAUUAUUAAACAGGAUGCCUGGGAUUAUUGGCAGUAUAGGAUGUUCUGGGUUUAUUCUUCUGGUCUCUAACAUAACAUUUAGCUUCUAUAUAGGACUUCACAAUGUAAUUCUCAAGGAAAAACUAUUUCAAUGAUAUUAUUUCACUUUUCAACAAAAAGCAGUAAUGACUAACAGCAUUUAAGUAAAACAGAUGUUUAUAUGAUCCUGUUGUUCUGGCUGCUUCAUAGCGGGAAUCAUGUACUGAUUGAUGUUUUUUUUUAAAAAGCAAAGAGUAAGGAUUUUGUGUAUUACCUGAUCGUGUCAGGUGGAUUAGGUAUUCCUGAAUUUCAUAAUGUGUAGUGAUGAAAUUGUCCUGAAACCUGAAAACUGCAAGGUAGAAAGGCAUAGAGGGAAUUGUUUGGGUCUAAAUGUAGUCUGUUGCAUUUGGUGAACAAUAAGGGACUAACUAUAACACUAUAUCCAUGUAGCAUCAGACUUUUACCACUUAAAAUCAGAAGGCAGGGGUGGCUGUUGCUCCAGACUCUUUCAUGCUAGACACUGCAGUGUGAUCCACAUGGUGCAUACCUCACACUAUGCAGUGGAGCACAGAACUGCUCAGGUCUGUAAUGUCUCAAGGUACUGGCUGUCAUAGUUGAACUUUGGUGGUUGCACUUAUAUGGUAAAGAGAAGACCAAAGAGAACAUUCAGAGAAAGCCAAAGAAAUUGGAAUCAAGUCAAUGUCUAAUAAAAAGCUCAGCCCUCAAUAGCAAUAUGUUGAAAUGUCCGUCUUUAUGAAUUGACUUGAGCCUGAGUUUCUCUCAGGAGCUUUUGUUAGCUGAAUAUAAUUGUUUGUUUUAUGCCAAAUUUAUUUUUAUUCUUUUUAAUGAACUUGCCAUAGGAUGUAGCUUAGGAUAGAAUUAGAUUUACUCUCAAACUGUGAGAACUACAUAGUUACCAGUGAUACCUGGAAGAGGCAGCUAGAGGUUUCAUGGGUAGCAACUACCAUCAAUCUCUGUAGUACUCCUGACCAACUCAUCUUCUAUGAAUUAAUUUUUUAUAGGCUCUACCUUU